CUCCUGGAUUGAAGGCCCGUUUCCUGGAGUGAGUGUCGCGCGUCGGUGUUGUCAGCGCCGCGUCCUCCUCACCCGGAGUCCGGGGCCCCGCGGCCGCCCCCGUCCCCGCCCGCGGGGAGCCCCGCCUAGUCGGGAGGCGCUCUGCCGCCGGGGCCGGACCGCCUCUGUUCCGGGAAUCUGGCCUCCGCGGAAGAAGGCCCGACUCAGGGACCAUGCCCUGCCCCCCAGCCCUCUGGAGCUCCACCUAUUCUGAACACUAAAACAAGAGCACUUUCUCAGCCCAGACUGUCUUGCUGCACUUUUGGCCAUCUCCUCCACCCUACAGCCUGGAGAUCUGAUUGAAAGUACUGUCCUCCCUGCUGGGUGACUCACAGAGGAAAAGAAGUGGAAACAGUACCCAGAAUCCAGCUAUCACCCUCCACCCCCAGACAUUUAAAUAACCCUGCAGAUCCUCAGUCCCCUCAACUCACCCUAGAAGAUUCCAGUUCCUCAUCAGAGUACAGGCACACAGCAGGCAGAGAGCAAAGCUUGAGAACCACCCUGGCACUACUUGUCUCUGUGAUGCUGAAGAUAUUCUCCUUCCUGUGUGUUACAGAGAAGAUUCAAAUUUCCAGAGUCUGUAAGCUUUGGAAGAUGCUAGUUGAACAUUCCGCAUUAUGGAGACACGUACUUGACACCUUACAGGCUUCGCCUGCUUAGUGCCUGAACUGUCUGUGAGUGAAAACGCAGAGAAAGACUGCUGGCGGCAGAGCUAUUGACAAUGCAGCCACUGGAAUCAGUGACAUUCGAUGAUGUAGCAAUAGACUUCACCCAGGAAGAGUGGGCCCUGCUGGACAUGUCCCAGAGGACGCUGUUUAGAGACGUGAUGCUGGAGAACAUGAGUCAUCUGGUCUCCGUGGGGUGUCAGCAUUGCAAAUCAGAUGUGAUUUUCCAGUUGCAGCAAGGUGAAGAGCUGUGGAUUGAAGGAAGAGGAUUUUUCCAAAGCCACAGUCCAGGCAGGGAAAGUGCCCUUAAAGAAGAAAUGUUGGCCACACAGCAUAUCAGCAGGAAGGACACAUCUACACUCAUCCCAGUGCAGACAUCAUCUCACACUCCAGAGGAUCCCUGUGAAUGUAAUGAUUUGGGAGAAGAUUUCAUUCAUAGGUCCACUUUGAGUCAACAUUUGUUAACUCACACGGAAAAGACACCCUAUAUCGGCAAACAGUGUCAGAAAUCCCUUAGUGACCAAUCGGACCUUAAUCAACAUAAGCAGAUCCACAGUAGAGGUAAAUCAUGUGAGUGCCACCUGUGUGGGAAAGCCUUUAGUAAUUGCUCUAGCCUUAGGAGACAUGAGAUGACGCACACUGGAGAGAAACCGUAUGAAUGCCAUAUCUGUGGGAAUGCCUUUAUUCAAAGCUCUGACCUUAGAAAACACAAUCUAACUCACACUGGAGAGAAACCGUAUACAUGUCAUCUCUGUGGGAAAGCCUUUAGUCAGUCCUCUAACCUCAGACAGCAUGAGAGGACGCACACUGGAGAGCAGCCAUAUGAGUGUCCACUCUGUGGGAAAGCCUUUAGUAAGUGUUCUGCUCUUAGACGACACGAGAGAACUCACACUGGAGAGAAACCGUAUGAAUGUCACCUCUGUGGUAAAUCCUUCAGUCAGUGUUCUGCCCUUAGACGACAUGAGGGAACCCACAAUGGAGAGAAAAUUAUGGAUGCCUUCAGUAAGUAUUCUGACCUUAGAUGACGUGGUAUUAUAAAUGUAACGAACGUGGGUGAGACUUCAACCAUAGCUUUAACUUUUAAACACACCAGAGGACUCACAUCAAAGAAAACCCUGUAAUCAAUGGGGAAGAUCCUUCAGUUUUCCUUACUCAGCUUGACGUGUGCAAAUGUAUAUGGAAGAGUCCAUAUGUGUGGCAUUUAUGUGGCAAAACCUUCAGUCAGUGGUAUGAACCAUAGAUGACGUGAGAACUCAUGCUGUAAGUGAUAACAACAGCUCUAAACUGUAAACACACUAGAGGACUUGCACCAGGGAGAAUCCAGGCCUGCAAUCAAUGUGAAAAUGCCUUCAUUUGUAAUUCAUGGUUACGUAACAUGAGCAAACUUCACUUGGGAGAGCCCCUAGAUCUAAUCACUGUGAACAGACAUUCAGCCAAGCACAGUCUUGAUGUGCAUGAGAAAACUCAGUGAAGGAAUAACUACUACAUCAGGAAGUACGAGGAUGAAGGCUCUUGAUGAAUACCAAGUAAUUCAUCCUGGAGAAAUGAUUCAGUGAAAAAUCAUGAGAAAUCCUUUACUCACAGAGCCACAGUUGUGGUACACGUGUGGAUCAGACUGUACAGAACACUCUCAGUGUCAGGAAAGAAGGAAUGUCUUCAGUAAUCUCAUUUCAUAGUCAACAUUAAGGUUCCCACACUGAGGAGACAGCGAUCCUACAAUCAAAGUGGAGAAAACUUCGUCUAUAUUUCACAUUAGAAAACUAAGUUUAGGGGGUGAAAAACCCUUUAAAAGAGCCUUUUACCUACAAUUUAGCAAAUAAUUCCAGACUUUGAGAGAACUAUGGAGAAAAAUCUGAUAUAUAAAUGCAAGAUAUUGAUAGUAAAGUGAUCUGGGAAUACUGAAUGCACAAUUUUGUAAGAAAUCAAACUUUUUUUCAAUAGAUGAUUAUUUGUAAAUAUUUAAACAAUAAAGUCUGUUGCUGAGAA
Hippopotamus amphibius kiboko is the source of this 2690-nucleotide messenger RNA. Its product is annotated as zinc finger protein 705A-like. The record is from RefSeq and is a predicted model, not a curated record. Lineage: Eukaryota; Metazoa; Chordata; Mammalia; Artiodactyla; Hippopotamidae. Gene Ontology annotation, biological process: negative regulation of transcription by RNA polymerase II. Bases 761 to 1729 code for a protein of 322 amino acids. Gene Ontology annotation, molecular function: DNA-binding transcription repressor activity, RNA polymerase II-specific; RNA polymerase II cis-regulatory region sequence-specific DNA binding. The transcript is spliced from 9 exons.